Molecule: messenger RNA, 815 nt
Organism: Zea mays
Lineage: Eukaryota; Viridiplantae; Streptophyta; Magnoliopsida; Poales; Poaceae
Product: senescence regulator
Source: RefSeq, marked validated
GCCUUCGCUUCCCUUCCACACCUUCCGCCCUCUCUCUCUCUCUCUCUCUCUCUCUCUCUCUCUCUCUCAUCAGGUCAGCAGGUCUCGUGCGCGCCCGGCUUUCCUCUCCUCGCGCCGCACGACGCGAGCGCGGUCGGCGAUGGCCAAGGCGCGCAGGUCGCCGUUCGCCGCCGCUGAGCGGUUCCUCGGCUUCCCCCGCGGCGGGCCGUCGCCGGGGGCCGUGGCGCCGGCGCCCGCCGCCUUCGACGACCUGCCGGACCUCGCCGAGGCCGACGUCUGGUACUCGGCCGCCGCCGCCGCCGCCACCAACGACCCGGGGAGCCCACGCGCCACGGCGUCCAGGCAGGUGGAGGCGGCGGAGGGCAGGCGCGGCCCGCGGCAGGGCGGCCUGAGCCGGGCGUUCGGCGACGGGCCCGGGCGGCAGGCGGCGGCGUCGGCUCCCGUCGAGGUGCCCGCGUGGCCCGCCCGCUUCGCGUUCCCGGACGCGGACCCGUCGCUGCUGUUCGAGAUGGAGAUGGGGGGCGACGACCACGACGAAGGGCGGGAGGGGGACGACGGCAGGCAGGGGCAGGGCGCCGGGUGGGUGCCGCCGCACGUGUACCUGGCGCGGCGGCAGGCGCGGGCGUCCGUGGUGGAGGGCGCCGGCCGGACGCUCAAGGGCCGGGACAUGUCGCGGGUGCGCGACGCCGUCUGGAGCCGGACGGGCUUCGACGGGUAGUGUGGACGAGCGAGCGAAGCGAGCCCUUGGACAGAUUUUUGAUCUCCCUUUGCUUCCUCCUCUUUCUUCAUUCUCUCUCUCAGAUUUCUCUCCCUGC